GAUCUCGAAUUGGGCCACAUACCAUGCCCGGCACCUCAUUCCCAACGAAUAACGACAAUUUCUGCAACGGUUUUCCCAUGGCGACCACACAAGCGGAACGACUGCUCCAGGCGCAGAAUCGACGAAAGUUCAGUUUUCCGGCCACACUCCACUCAUCGCCACUGCUCGAAGUGGGCCAGCGGGAGUCGACCCGCCGACGGCUCAGCAAUGUCAGCGAUGUCGUCACCCGCAAAUUAUCCUACUCGAUCGGAUGGAAAGCGGCUCAAAUACCUGCCCAGGACAUAAUUACACAGGGACGCUGUUUAUGUGGACAAUAUAUAAAGCGGCGCCUGCGACGCUCGGGACUGUUUAACAAAAAGUUGGGAUUGCAACGAAUUCGCAGCAUGUUGGGCAACAGCAAUAUAUCUAUGGGUGUUGUGCGAGAUGUCUUUCCAGCGGUGCAAGUGUUGGGCGACGAACUGGAACGGAUGCAUCCACGUGUCUACAAUGGUGUUGCACGACAGAUUUGCCGUAAUCCUGGCGGCGAGUUUCACACGCCUGACGCUGUUAGUUUGUUGAUGGGUGCUGUGGGUCGUGAACUGUUCCGGAUUGAGAUCACGUGGAGCAAGGUGAUCUCAUUGUUUGCUAUAGCCGGUGGCCUGUCGGUGGACUGUGUGCGCCAGGGUCAUCCCGAGUAUUUGCCAAAGCUAAUGGAGAGCGUCUCCGAAGUCAUUGAGGAUGAACUUGUACCAUGGAUCAAUGAAAAUGGCGGUUGGGGUGGCAUUAAUACGCAUGUCCUGCCAACGACAAACAGUCUUAAUCCUUUGGAGUGGACAACGUUGGUAAUUGGAGUCGUCUUUGGUUUGAUUUUACUUAUCAUGCUUUUGCGUUUUAUUGGUAACACAGUGAUUCCAAAAAUAUACGAACGAUUCUCGAGACCAAACCACCUCCAAAAAAGCGCAAAACUAGCUGUAAUAAUACAAAAACAAAAAAAAAAAGCUCAACUUUUACACAACUCGUCGCAUGCAGCUGAAGCUUACACGAAACGAGCAAGGAGAGUGGAAGCAGAGGAGGCUGCAACAACAGUUCCACCAAGCAGAACAUUGCUUGGUCCAAUGACAAUGGCCAUGGCACCCACCAGCACCACCAACCCCAAGCCCACCCCCACUCCUAAGCUGGGUAAAUUCAAAUCCUCCUCACUGGACCAUGAGAUCUACACGGCGAACAGACGCAGCACCAUUGUGACCGCAGCCAGCGACUGGAAAGCUUUGCGAUCACCGCUCAAUGGCACCCGAUCCGUGCAUGUGGGCAGUGCCGGCGGAGCGGCAGUGGCAGGGGCAGGGGCCAUACCGGGGCACAUGACGAGGGCUGCCUCCACCUCAUCGCUGGCGAGCAGCACACGCACUAUGACAAACUAUCAGGAGCACAAAAUGGAAAUAAUUAAUCAGGGCAAGUGCCUGUGUGGGCAAUACAUCAGAGCGCGACUGCGACGUGCCGGGGUACUCAAUCGCAAGGUAACACAAAGACUACGCAACAUUCUGGAACCAUCAUCCCAUAUCGUCUACGAGGUGCUUCCAGCGCUUAAUAGUAUGAGCGAGGAACUGGAACGCAUGCAUCCGCGCGUCUAUACGAAUGUCUCUAGGCAGCUAUCACGUGCUCCGUUCGGUGAGCUGGAGGACAGCGAUAUGGCGCCGAUGCUACUCAAUCUGGUGGCCAAGGAUCUCUUUCGUUCGAGCAUCACGUGGGGCAAGAUCAUCUCGAUAUUUUCCGUGUGCGGCGGCUUUGCCAUAGACUGUGUGCGUCAAGGACACUACGACUACUUGCAGACCCUUGUCGAGGGCCUGGCCGAGAUUAUUGAGGAUGAUCUGGUCUAUUGGCUGAUUGAUAAUGGCGGCUGGCUGGGACUACAGCAGCAUAUACGACCUCAUGGCGGAAAAUUCACAUUUCUUGGCUGGCUGACGGUGUUUGUGUCCGUUUCGGCUGGGGCUUAUGUUUGUAAGCGCAUUGGCUGUUCGUUGUAUUCGUUGUUAUUCUAGUUUCGGGUCGAAUUAGUUGUAAUUGUAUCCCGUAGUAGUCAUAAACUUGUAAUCAUUCCUGCUUAAAGUCGUUUCAUAGCUCAUAAAGAAUUCUGUUUAAUGUUUGAUAUCGAUAUUGAUACUUGUUAUAUUGUUUUUGUAAAUAUACCUAACUUAGUGCCAAACGCAUAGAGCAAAUAAAUUACAUAAA
Drosophila grimshawi is the source of this 2205-nucleotide messenger RNA. RefSeq lists its product as uncharacterized. Gene Ontology annotation, cellular component: mitochondrial outer membrane. Gene Ontology annotation, biological process: intrinsic apoptotic signaling pathway in response to DNA damage; extrinsic apoptotic signaling pathway in absence of ligand; regulation of apoptotic process. Lineage: Eukaryota; Metazoa; Arthropoda; Insecta; Diptera; Drosophilidae. The transcript is spliced from 7 exons. The record is from RefSeq and is a predicted model, not a curated record. Gene Ontology annotation, molecular function: protein homodimerization activity; protein heterodimerization activity. Bases 24 to 2015 code for a protein of 663 amino acids.